AUGUCCUGGGAGGAUUCACUUUGUCUGGGGAUAGAAGGGACGCUGGUGGCUUUGGUGGCGGGUGGAGGGGGGUGGUUGUUGGUCAUCCGCAUGCCACCCAAGAUGUUAUUCACUGCUAACAAUUACCAUUAUCUGUCCCCACUUUUGGCUAAUCAGACAGAAUAUGUAAUGAUGAAGCCUGUUUCCUGCUGUCUUUGGGAGGUAACGGGUUAUUCUCCCAUGGGGGUGGCGGGAGGGGGGUUACACCUACUCCCAUUAGGGCUUUAGCACUUGACUAAUUCAGGUACUUAGCAUCCUAUAGACAGGGACGGUUUGAAAGCGGGCAGUGUUUGCAGUGGGGAGGACUGUUUAUAUAAACAGGACACCUCUGUAAACGACACUAAUAUUUGGGGUUGAGUGGCGAUGGAAGGGCUCCUCUCGAGCCGAGAGAUUCCCCAGUAACUACGCAGUCCUUUCCUCGAGGCUUUAAGGGAGGGGGUUUGGGACUUCGGGAAGAUAUUUUUGGGGAGUGUGCACACCCUACCAUGGCCACAUCUGGCAGGAUCAGUUUUACAGUGAGGAGCAUCUUGGAUUUACCAGAACAGGAUGCGCAUAGCAUGAAGCAAGCUUCUGACCACCACCACCACCAGCAUUCGGCGGAAAAAUACAGCGGCUCUCCAUAUCGUGGCUGGAUAGAGACGGACAGAAAUCACUAUCCCUCUUCCGACGAGAGCGGCCCGGAGCUGAGCCUGCCCGACUCCACGCAGAGGUCACUCCCAGCCCGCGGCUCGGAGGCCGAGAAGAAGAAGAAGAGAAGAGUGCUGUUCUCCAAAGCUCAAACGCUGGAGCUAGAGCGCCGGUUCCGGCAGCAGCGGUACCUCUCGGCGCCGGAGCGGGAGCAGCUGGCCCGCCUGCUCAGCCUCACCCCCACGCAGGUGAAAAUCUGGUUCCAAAACCACCGCUACAAGAUGAAAAGGGCACGGAGUGAGGGCCCCGGCAGUCCUCCUCCUCCGCGCCCGCCUGCCCUGCUGCGCCGGGUGGUGAUGCCGGUGCCGGUGCUACUGAGGGACGGGGAGCCCUGCCGGAGCUUCCCCGCCAGUUCCUCGCCAGCCGCCUCCCGCCCCAAGCUGGGCUGCGCGCUGGCGGGCUGCAGCGCCCAGGCCGCCCUCGCCGUGCAGGGCUACCCGGCCUGCCCGCCUACCCUCGGCGUCUGCCCCGCGUACCAGCACUUAGCGCAUCCCGCCGUCGUCUCCUGGAGCUGGUGACGGCGGCGCCUCCCCCUCCGGGCAGGACUCAUCCCAAGGGCUCGCCCGGCCACGGGCUCGAAGAAGGCUCCCGGACGGGGCGGGCGGGGCACGGAGAUGCGGGCACGGAGCGCGACUGCCGGGGCAAUCUGCUCCCGGGGCACGGAGCCGUGUACGGCUCUACUUCGGUGAUAGCUCCUCUCCUCCUGGCUCUGUCGGAGAGGUUUCCUAUUAAAAAAAUAAUAAUAAAAACUAGCGACCUAGUUUACUUGAAAAUAGCUUAUUCUUCCAGUGACUAAUAAAAUGAUACUCAGAAAAUAUUUUUUUUCUCGGAUAAGGAGUGUAUUUUUGAC
Messenger RNA from Lagopus leucura (white-tailed ptarmigan), 1576 nucleotides. RefSeq names its product NK2 homeobox 8 (gene NKX2-8). Gene Ontology annotation, biological process: cell differentiation; regulation of transcription by RNA polymerase II. Gene Ontology annotation, molecular function: DNA-binding transcription factor activity, RNA polymerase II-specific; RNA polymerase II cis-regulatory region sequence-specific DNA binding. The transcript is spliced from 2 exons. The record is from RefSeq and is a predicted model, not a curated record. Gene Ontology annotation, cellular component: nucleus. The coding region runs from base 525 to 1244 and encodes 239 amino acids. NCBI's taxonomy places the organism in Eukaryota, Metazoa, Chordata, Aves, Galliformes, Phasianidae.